This is a messenger RNA of Cryptomeria japonica (Japanese cedar), 843 nucleotides long. RefSeq lists its product as uncharacterized. Bases 1 to 843 code for a protein of 280 amino acids. The transcript is spliced from 2 exons. Lineage: Eukaryota; Viridiplantae; Streptophyta; Pinopsida; Cupressales; Cupressaceae. The record is from RefSeq and is a predicted model, not a curated record.
AUGAAAACAAGAAGUGAAGAGGCAAAGAUUAAGAAAGAGAAACCUGCUAAAGCAAAGAAGGAGAAGCCUUCCAAGAUACAAUUCAAGAGAAAAGGCAAAAUCGUUGAGCCCCCUGCACCUAAAGCAUCGGUAACUACAUGGAAAAGGAAAAAGAAACAAGCAAAGAAAUCGGUAGCUGCUGAUGAAGAGGAAACCGAAUCAGAAGGUGAAAAGAAAGCCUUAAGAGCUAGUGGUAAGAGAUUAAAGGAUGUUGGAACUUCCACUGUAAAGAAACCGGUUGAUGAUGUGCAAAUGUCUAAACAACAACAAGGACGGGAAGAGAAGAAAGAUGGAGAAGACAAGAGCUCUGAAGAGCCACCGGUACAUACACAGAUUGUUCUGCCACCAGUAAGUGACAAUGAAAAGAAUAAGGAAGAAGAAAAGAUAGAAGAAAAGACAGAGGAUAAACCUGAAGAGGAGAAAGAGGAAGAAGAGAAGGAAAUAGAGAAAUCUGAACCUAAAGUCACACCUCUAUCCUUUACUUCUAAGAAGAAAAUAGAUGAUGAUGAGGACGAUGAUGCAUUAAGUAUACAAGGACCCAUUAAUAUGGAUAUGCUAAGUUCUACAGAAUUAAUGGAGAUUUCCACUGCAAUGCAAUCUAGAGAAAAGAAGAAGAGAAUGAAGGAACAACAAAAAGAAGUUGAGAUAAUCAAACAUGCAGUUGAAAUUUUGUCAAGCUUAUUACCAGAGACUGAUACAAACAAUUUUGCUACACCGAUUGAUAAGUUAGGUCAGUUGGUUAAUGAUGUUGGCGAACAUAUGAAAACAUUUGAGGAUGCGACAUAUGUUAAUGAAAGAUAUUGA